UUAUAAGGCACUAUGGCAGAAUACGAACUAUCUUCACUUAUAAGAGAACUCUUACCAGAGACGGAUGAGCCAGUAACACAAUAUCUCGCUGGGUAUGUCACAGACCCCUCGACCGACGCUGCAGAAGCGCUCUCAGUCUCCCGGUCGAUGCUCGAAUCUUUCGCCCCAUCACUGUCAUCCUCUGCUUCGUCCAGCCCAUCUCCAUCUCGACCUCAAACACCAACAGAACUCGAUAAGGUGCUGACCAAGAUCGCAGAGGUACUCGAUGCACGCGAGGUGGAUGAGGGAGAAGGCGAGCUCAGGACGCUCGAUAGGGUCAUGAACAUGAAGCGUUCGGCAGGGAUGAGUGCCACACUUGCCCUACAAGGAGGAGGCGUCGAUCUUGAGAGCAUCAAUAAAGGAAAAGAGAGUAGGGUGGAUAUGAAGAAACUCGAGAAGCAGGAGGCGAAGCUCAGAGCCAAGAUCGAGAAACGCUCACGGAGAGACCUGUACGAAGGCUCAAAGCUUUUGGCAACGCAAAAGAAGCAGCAAUCAUACGAGGAGAUGUUCCUCAAGGUCAACCCCAUGGACUCCAUCGGCGCGGCCAAGGGCAAGUCGAAGGACAUACACCUGGUCAAUGUCGAUGUGACCUUUGGCUCACACCGGAUCCUUACCGGUGCAUCGCUCACUCUCGCUUUUGGCCGACGAUAUGGUCUCAUCGGGCGAAACGGUGUUGGCAAGUCAACUUUGUUACGACAUAUCGCAAUGCGGGACAUUGCCAUCCCAAAACACAUCACUAUCCUCUUUGUGGAACAGGAAAUUGUUGGGGACGACACGCUGGCGUUGCAGAGUGUGCUCUCUGCUGAUGUGUGGCGCGAGCGGCUGCUAGCUGAACAGGAAGAGCUCGACAAGCGUAUCGCCAGUCUUGCAGAAGGCAGCGCAGAAAUGGAGGAAGCAGGCGCACGCUUGGCAGAAGUGCACGAGAAACUCGCAGAGAUGGAUGUGGAAGGGAGCGUUGCACGCGCUGCUGGCUUGCUUGCUGGUCUUGGGUUUACAGAGGCGGACCAGAAGAGGCCUACGAGGGAGUUCUCUGGUGGGUGGAGGAUGAGACUUGCCCUCGCCCGAGCGCUGUUCGUCAAGCCCGAUCUGCUCAUGUUGGAUGAGCCGAGUAACCAUAUUGACUUGAACGCGUUGGCUUGGUUGGAAGACUACCUGCAGACAUGGCAGGGGACGAUUCUUGUCGUCUCCCACGAUCGUGCGUUCCUCGACGCCGUCGCGACCGACAUUGUAUGGCAACACUCUGGCCGACUAGACUACUUCAAAGGCAACUUUACCCAGUUCUACGCAACCAAGACUGAGCGGGAGAAGAACCAGCGGAAAGAGUACGAGACCCAGAUGGCCUAUCGAGCGCAUCUGCAGGCGUUCAUCGAUCGUUGGCGGUACAAUGCCAACCGAGCCGCGCAGGCCCAAUCUCGUAUCAAGACUCUCGAAUCUCUGCCCGAUCUGGAAGAGCCAGAACAGGAAGAGACAGAGAUGUUCAAGUUCCCCGAUGCGGAGAAGAUCUCUCCUCCGCUGCUGCAGCUCAGCGAGGUGACCUUUGGCUACUCCCCCGACAAGCUUAUCCUCAAAGGAGUCAAUAUCGAUGUAGGAUUGGAUAGCAGGAUGGCGAUUAUCGGCUCGAACGGUGCGGGAAAAUCGACGCUCAUCAAGCUCUUGACGGGAGAGCUCAAGCCGCUGGCUGGAGAGAUGAACAGGAACGGAAGACUGAGGAUCGCCUACUUCGCCCAGCACCAUGUGGACACUCUACCCCCACAGCUUUCUCCCGUCUCUUUCCUAGCUUCUCGCUUCCCCGGCAAAUCAGAACAAGAAUAUCGUUCCCAUUUAGGGUCCUUCGGUAUCACGGGCAUCACCGGGCUCCAGACAAUCGCGACGCUCUCAGGAGGUCAGAAGUCGCGUGUCGCAUUCGCGGCACUCUCCCUCCAAAAUCCGCACAUCCUUCUACUUGAUGAGCCUACUAACCAUCUCGAUGUGGAAGGCUUGGACGCUCUCCGCCAGGCUCUAGAGAAUUGGAAUGGUGGUGUGAUUGUCAUUUCCCACGACGAGAGGUUCAUUACUGGGGUGGCGAACCAGCUGUGGGUAUGUGCCGACGGGACGGUGAUGAAAUACAAAGGGGACGUGCAGGCAUACAAAGAGCUUAUCGUCGGGAAGCUCAAGUCAGCGAAGCCUUGAGAGGGCGUCGAGGGUUUCGCUGGGUCUAGAUACAGUGGACGUCACGUGCUCAAUGUAUUUGGUACCGCUUCCCAUCACGUCGUUGUCUGUGCAUUUUGCUUGUCUGUCGCUCUAGAUCUCGC
Messenger RNA from Dacryopinax primogenitus, 2330 nucleotides. RefSeq lists its product as uncharacterized. The record is from RefSeq and is a predicted model, not a curated record. Gene Ontology annotation, molecular function: ATP binding; ATP hydrolysis activity. NCBI's taxonomy places the organism in Eukaryota, Fungi, Basidiomycota, Dacrymycetes, Dacrymycetales, Dacrymycetaceae. The coding region runs from base 13 to 2208 and encodes 731 amino acids. The transcript is spliced from 6 exons.